AUGAUACUGGGACUGACUAUCGUGCCUCUAGGACAUGCGCGUCCGCUUUGCAUCCUCGCCGCGCGCCUGGUCAAGCUACGCCCGGUCCAAAUCACCCUCUUCGUGUCCCUCAUCCUGUACGACCGCGUCAAGGCCGAGAUAGCGCGCGACUUCGCGUCGAGCGAUGACGAGCCGCUGUCUCGCAUCCACUUCGUUCCCGUGGAUCAGGGCACCAACAUGCUGGACCCGAAGGAGUACCAGGAGCGCAUCAUCGAAACGUGGAACGCGGCGAGCAGCGAGCAGAGUAUCGUCCGCGAGUCCUUCGAUGGCGCGCGCAAGGCACUGGAUCUGCGGGAAACGCCAAUCAGCGCUGUCAUCGUCGAUAACGUGCUGAUCCUGGUUCACGACGAGCUCUACAGGCAAAAGGUGGCGGGGACUAAUGGCGUCCCGCUAUAUGCUUGGUUGCCCGUCGCAACCAACUCCGUGGUACCCCUGUACAACAAAGACAUCAUACCCGACGUGGAGGCGCUCGCCGAACGUGACGGUAUCCCCUUCGACGACGCCGCACGAGAGGCGAGUCUAUAUUUGUCCCGCGAAGUGAUUAAAUGUGCGUGCCUGCCGCCGAUGUACGACUACGAGUUCCACCCUCAGUCGGUAAGUCAUGCGCUGUGUCGCGUUGAUUACUCCGCGCUCAUGUUCUGCACCGGCGUCCUCACGUUCGACGCUGCAGACUAUCAUCCGGAAGCUACGACGGCGUUCCGCGCGUGGAUGGCAGAGACAGGGCGCAAGGUCACCUACGCAGGUCCGCUUGUCCCGAGCAGCCAUGCGGUAGAGACAGUCGCGCGGGCGUCGGAAGCUGGCGACGUCUUGCGAUUCCUGGAUAGCCAGUUGGCCGCGCGGGGGGAACAUUCUGUCAUUUUUAUUUCCUUCGGAACACUCUUCUGGCCGAUGGACCAGGCGAAGCUCGUCGCGGCCCUCGAACUCCUCAUGGAAGACGGCGUCCCCUUCGUGUUCACCCACCCCAGUGCGAAGCUUCCCGAGGAUCUCCUGCAGAAGCUUCAGGCGUACGACCAUGCGUUUAUCGCGCAGUGGGUCCCGCAGCAAGCCGUCCUGGCGCACGAGGCGACUGGUUGGGCCCUGACCCACGGCGGCCACAACACCGUGCUGGAAUGCAUCCUCGCCGGAGUACCCAUGAUCGUAUGGCCGAUCGUCGUCGACCAGCCGACGAACGCGAUCCACCUCUCCGAGGACCUCGACGUCGCGUACGAGCUGCUCGAGGUGCGCAACGGCACCGGGCUCACGCCGAUCUACCGCACGGGCCGCACCCCCGCCGGGACGCUCGACGCCGUGCGCGCGGAGCUGCGCGGGGUGCUCGCGCGCGCGUUUGGCGCGGACGGGCAGGGGAAGCGCGCGCGGCUGCAGGGGGUGCGCAGGACGCUCGAGGGCGCGUGGGCGGAGGGCGGUGCGGGGAGGCGGGACGUAGAGGUGUUUGUGGAUGGUUUGUGA
This is a messenger RNA of Trametes versicolor FP-101664 SS1, 1485 nucleotides long. RefSeq names its product UDP-Glycosyltransferase/glycogen phosphorylase. Gene Ontology annotation, molecular function: UDP-glycosyltransferase activity. The record is from RefSeq and is a predicted model, not a curated record. Lineage: Eukaryota; Fungi; Basidiomycota; Agaricomycetes; Polyporales; Polyporaceae. The coding region runs from base 1 to 1485 and encodes 494 amino acids. The transcript is spliced from 9 exons.